GCGUGCCCGUGAGCGUGACGCUGGCUCUCCUCCGGGCUGUCGGCUCCAUUCUCCCGCAGCCUCCCACUGCAGAGCACCGUCUCCGUCCUCCGUCCUCACAGCAUGGCAUCCGAAGAGCUCGCUCGGAAGCUCCAGUCGCGGCUCGCCGCCACAGAGGAGGCCGAGCCGCGGCCGGACGAGCCCGAGCGGAGCCCCGUCCGGGACAGACCGCAAGAGCCCGAGCGGAGCCCCGUCCGAGCCAGACCGCAGGAGCCCGAAGCCGCCUGCGGCGACUCGUGCUCCGAGCUGUCCGCCAAGCUGACCCGCCGGCUGGACAUCAACGACGGCACCGCCGCGCCACGGGCGACCCGCGUCUUCAACCCCUACACGGAAUUCAAGGAAUUCUCCCGCAAGCAGAUUAAGGACAUGGAGGCGAUGUUCAAGCGAUACGACACCGGCAGAGACGGUUUCAUCGACUUGAUGGAGCUGAAGCUGAUGAUGGAGAAGCUCGGCGCUCCUCAGACACACCUGGGCCUCAAGAAUAUGAUCAAGGAGGUGGAUGAAGACUUUGAUGGCAAACUGAGCUUCAGAGAGUUUCUGCUGAUCUUCCGCAGAGCAGCAGCCGGAGAGCUGCAGGAGGAGAGCGGCCUGAUGGCUCUGGCCAGACUGUCUGAGAUCAACGUCUCCACCGAGGGGGUGAUGGGGGCCAAAGACUUCUUUGAAGCAAAGGUUCAGGCUCUGUCUCAGGGCAGCAAGUUCGAGGCGGAGAUCCGGGAGGAGAAAGAGGAGAAGAAGAGGCAGGAGGUGGAGAAAAAGCAGCGACAGGCCGCCUUCAAGCAGCUGCAGUCCACGUUCUGCUCAUGACUGACCCUCCACAUCCGCAACGCAACAAUCCUGACCUGCACAAGUCAGCGUUAACUGACGGUUUUAGAAAUAGCGUCACCCUCCACUUAACCCAAGUCAUCGCUCACAGUGUGUCACCUCAUAACUAAGAAAAAAAACAAAAAAACUAGAUGUGUUAAAUAGGCACUAAACUACUUGAA
This is a messenger RNA of Salarias fasciatus (jewelled blenny), 1022 nucleotides long. RefSeq names its product EF-hand domain family, member D1 (gene efhd1). NCBI's taxonomy places the organism in Eukaryota, Metazoa, Chordata, Actinopteri, Blenniiformes, Blenniidae. The coding region runs from base 103 to 843 and encodes 246 amino acids. The transcript is spliced from 4 exons. The record is from RefSeq and is a predicted model, not a curated record. Gene Ontology annotation, molecular function: calcium ion binding.